UUGCAAAUUGCCGUCCGCUUCAAAUCCAGAGCUCUCUGUCUUCCCUUUCAUACUCUCUCGCCUCUUUUCGCUCUGCUUCUCCCUUCCCUCCCCUUCCAUCACUGACGCCGCCGCCAUGUACGAAUUCCCCGCCGCCUCCGGCGAGGAUGCCAGGAAGCCGACGGCUGUCAGGGCGAUGGAGGCUCUCGGCUGCGGCUUCGAUUUCGCCAGUGAUUUCCGCUUGAAGUUCGUCAAGAAGUCUCCCGCCGGAAGCAGAUUGGUAAUUCUCGACGAGAGGAACCGCCGUGACCUUGUCUUGCCGGGCGGUGGUGUCACCAUUCCUGAUGUUUCCGAAAAUAUCCGCUGUGAUAAGGGGGACCACAUUCGCUUCAAAUCUGACGUUCUCGAAUUUAAUCAGAUGUCAGAAGUGCUUAAUCAGAAAUCAUCAGUACAGGGAAAAGUUCCAUCUGGAUAUCUUAAUGCGAUAUUUGAUUUAAGCGGAUCAUGGCUGAAUGAUGCUUCUGAUGCCAAAUAUCUUGCCUUUGAUGGUUAUUUUGUGUCAUUAUAUUAUUUGCACCUGACUGCAUCUCCACUACUUCUUCAAGACCAAGUGAAAAAGGAUGUUCCACCACAUUGGGAUCCAGCAUCUUUAUCCAGAUUUAUCCAGACUUAUGGGACACACAUUAUUGUGGGGAUGGGCAUUGGAGGCCAGGAUUUACUGUGUGUUAAACAAAGACCAUCUUCAACUAUUCCCCCUGCUGAACUCAAAGGACAUUUGGAUGAUCUUGGUGACUGCCUAUUUUCUGAUGGAACAAGUCCUCUACCAGAGAGGAACAGAAGAGAUAGUAAAAAAAAGGUACCUGAGGUAUUUAGCCGCAUGUUGCAGUCACAUACAAUGCAGUUCACUAGCAUCACUGAAACAUCAACCAAAGAUGGUCUCACAAUUAUAUGGUCGAAAAGAGGAGGAGAUGUGUUUGCUCAAAGCCACUUGAAAUGGCUCCAAACCUUGACUGGUAACUCAGAAGGAAUUCUCUUCAAGCUUGUGCCGAUUACUUCUCUGCUUGCUGGGAUUCCAGGGAGUGGCUACCUCAGUCAUGCAAUAAACUUGUAUCUUCGGUACAAGCCUGCCCUGGAGGAUUUACAGUACUUUCUCGAGUUCCAAGUUCCUAGACAGUGGGCACCAUUGUUUUGUGAGCUGCCACUGAGGCAUCAAAGAAGAAAGGCCUCCUGCCCUUCAUUGCAAUUCAGUCUCUUUGGUCCAAAGAUUGAAGUGAGCCCUACCCAGGUUUCAAGUGCUCAAAAACCAGUUAUUGGCAUGCGCCUAUAUUUGGAAGGGAAGAAGUGCAACCGACUAGCAAUACAUGUGCAGCAUCUUUCAAGUCUACCUAAUAUUAUGACAUCUAACUCAGCUAACCUGAGCACAACACUGCCAUGCCAAUGGCGAGGGUCUGAUGACUAUGAAUCCAGUGACCAAUUCUUAGAGCCAGUCAGAUGGAAGGGUUACGCAAAUGUGUGCUCGUCAGUAGUUAAGCAUGAUCCAAGCUGGAUACAGGGUGACUCCGGUGGUGUCUUUGUGGUGACUGGCGCACAGCUUAUCAGCAAGGGAAAGUGGCCUAAGAGGCUUCUUCAUCUUCGUCUGCUUUACACCCACCUACCAAACUGCAGCAUUCGCAAGACAGAGUGGGCAGCUGCACCUGAGGCUUGUCACAAGACAAAUUUCCUAAUGAAUCUGAGCACAACAUUCACAUUCACCCAGCGAACAGCGACAGAUGUUCCUAAGCAGCAGCUUCCCACUACUCUUAAUUCAGGUGUGUAUCCCGAUGGCCCCCCUGUGCCUGUUCAUUCAACAAAGAUGCUUAAAUAUGUUGAUACAGCUGAGGUCACACGCGGGCCAUAUGAUGCUCCCGGGCAUUGGUUGGUAACUGCUGCGAAGUUGGUUAUCGAGGGUGGAAAAAUUGGUUUGCAUGUAAAGUUUGCGUUAUUAGAUUAUACUCAUGGAUGAUAGGAUUUUACAUGUACAUUGAACAGAUAGUCUAGCCUAUUUCUUUGUUCCUCCCCCCAUGCUGUUUUUUUUUUUUUUUUUUUUUUUUAAUGAGCUUUUAAGUGAUCUGUGUUCAUGGCGGAACACACCUCAUAGUGGCUCACACCAAAAGAGGAAAUCGAGUCAUAGCUUUGUACAGAAGUGACUGAAAGUCUGAAACUGGUGGCCGAAUUUUGUUUGAAGUUCAUAUUAGAUAUAUAAAUAUUUAUGUGCUGUGUUGUGACAGUAUCUUAUUGGUUGA
Molecule: messenger RNA, 2261 nt
Organism: Ipomoea triloba (trilobed morning glory)
Lineage: Eukaryota; Viridiplantae; Streptophyta; Magnoliopsida; Solanales; Convolvulaceae
Product: MACPF domain-containing protein At4g24290-like
Exons: 7
Coding region: 116-1981 (621 amino acids)
Biological process (GO): regulation of salicylic acid mediated signaling pathway; plant-type hypersensitive response
Cellular component (GO): plasma membrane
Source: RefSeq, a predicted model, not a curated record